Molecule: messenger RNA, 144 nt
Organism: Funneliformis geosporum
Lineage: Eukaryota; Fungi; Glomeromycota; Glomeromycetes; Glomerales; Glomeraceae
Source: the annotation of a GenBank genome assembly
AUUCAUCAGUAAAUUCUGAUGUAGAUGAAGAGGAAUCAGAAAUCGAGACUGAUAGAUCAGAAGUCAAUGAAGAAACAGAAUUGGAAAUCAAUAUAGUAGAAUCAGUGAUUGAGAAAUUGGUAAUAAGUGAAACUAAUGAUGAAA